AUGUUUGCAUUAAGUAGAUGUUUUUUACUAUCUUUUGAAAUUCCUUUUAGUCAAAUUCAAAAAAUUACAGCACGUUCAUCAGGUCCAGGAGGACAAAGUGUGAAUAAGGCUGAAACGAAAGUACAAAUCCGAUUUAAUGUGGAUGAUGCAAAAUGGAUUCCUCUAAAUGUUAAAGAAAAUUUAAAAAAGAUUUAUAAAAAUAAACUGAGCAAAAAUAACGAUCUCAUAAUUGAAUCUGAAGAAACGUCUUCACAAAUAUCUAACUAUAAAAUAUGUGCUGACAAACUUAAACAUAUUCUUGAAGAAGCCGAAAAUUAUAAAGAAAAAAUUAAACAUACAUGUAUAAAAGAUUUUAUUCAUUUAAUUAAGUCUGAUGAACAGAUAAAAAAAUACAAAGAUAAUUUAAUUAAUCAAAAGAAGAAGCGACAGCAAAGGAAAUUCAAUAAGCGUGAUUAUGAUUGA
Plasmodium reichenowi is the source of this 462-nucleotide messenger RNA. RefSeq lists its product as hypothetical. The coding region runs from base 1 to 462 and encodes 153 amino acids. Gene Ontology annotation, biological process: mitochondrial translational termination. The record is from RefSeq and is a predicted model, not a curated record. Gene Ontology annotation, molecular function: translation release factor activity. The transcript has 6 exons. Gene Ontology annotation, cellular component: mitochondrial large ribosomal subunit. Lineage: Eukaryota; Apicomplexa; Aconoidasida; Haemosporida; Plasmodiidae.